CACACCUAGUCCACCAUUAGCAACAAUGGCGAUGCUCCUGGGCCGGGCUGCUUUGAUCCUCUUCUUCUCAGCUUUCUUCUUCCUCGCCGGCAGUGGUGGGGCUGCAGCUCAGGGCAACCCCGACUACAGAGAAGCACUGACUAAGGCCCUACUCUUCUUCCAGGGCCAGAGGUCCGGCAGACUUCCCGCCGGCCAGCAGCAGCUCACUUGGCGGUCCAACUCCGGACUUUCCGAUGGCUUACUCGCUCACGUGGAUUUGAAGGGAGGGUAUUACGACGCCGGCGACAACGUGAAAUUCAACUUCCCGAUGGCGUUCACCACCACCAUGCUCUCCUGGAGCACGCUGGAGUACGGAAAGAGCAUGGGCCCGGAACUUCAGAACGCCAGGGCAGCAAUCAGGUGGGCCACCGACUACCUCGUCAAGUGCGCCACCGCCACCCCCGGCAAGCUCUACGUCGGCGUAGGCGACCCCAACGCCGACCACCGCUGCUGGGAGCGCCCGGAGGACAUGGACACCGUCCGCAGCGUCUACUCCGUCUCCCCAAGCAACCCCGGGUCCGACGUCGCCGGCGAGACCGCGGCCGCGCUCGCGGCGGCGUCCAUCGUGUUCCGCCGCGUCGACCCCAAGUACUCGGCGCUGCUCCUGAGGACAGCGAAGAGUGUGAUGCAGUUCGCGAUGCAGUACAGAGGCGCGUACAGCGACUCCCUCGGACCCGCUGUGUGCCCAUUUUAUUGCUCCUAUUCCGGAUACAAGGAUGAGUUGGUGUGGGGAGCAACAUGGCUGUUUAGAGCAACAAAGGAUAAAUCUUACUUGAACUUCAUACAGUCCUUGGGAGCAAAUGAUGGACCAGACAUAUUCAGCUGGGACAACAAAUUUGCUGGAGCUUAUGUCCUCUUAUCAAGGACGGCUUUACUGGGCAGAGACGAGCGCUUUGAACAAUUCAACCAACAAGCUGAAAAUUUCAUGUGUCGGAUUUUGCCCAACUCUCCUUCCACAACCACACAAUACACCCAAGGAGGGCUUAUGUUCAAACUUCCUCAAAGCAAUCUUCAGUAUGUGACAUCCAUAACUUUCCUGCUCUCCACCUACUCCAAGUACAUGAGUGCAACUAAGCACACCUUUAAUUGUGGCAACCUCCUUGUCACUUCACAAACCCUACGAGGUCUUGCAAAGCGCCAAGUGGACUACAUUUUAGGGGAAAACCCUUUGAAGUUAUCCUACAUGGUAGGGUAUGGAAAGUAUUUUCCACAGAAAAUCCAUCAUAGAGGGUCAUCCUUGCCAUCCAUGGCAAGCCAUCCACAGGCCAUCGGAUGCGACGGAGGGUUCCAACCAUUCUUCUACACAUCAAACCCUAACCCUAAUGUCCUAACAGGAGCCAUUGUUGGGGGACCCAACCAGAAUGACGGGUACAGUGAUGAUCGAGCAGACUACAGUCACUCGGAGCCCGCCACUUACAUUAAUGCUGCUAUGGUUGGACCUCUAGCUUACUUGGCGAGGAGCUAUCAUAUUUAAUUAUAGUGGGGUCUUGAUUUAGUUAAUACUAAUUGUACAUAUUUCCCCACCUUUCAAUACAAAAAGGUGUGUUGUCUAGCAUCGUAUUAAGUGAAAUCGAUGUUAGACAUAUUUUUAAAUUUAAGUAACUUAAUUCAAUGAAACAUUUUACUAUCUUUUU
This is a messenger RNA of Malania oleifera, 1673 nucleotides long. RefSeq names its product endoglucanase 9-like. Gene Ontology annotation, molecular function: hydrolase activity, hydrolyzing O-glycosyl compounds. The transcript is spliced from 5 exons. Bases 26 to 1513 code for a protein of 495 amino acids. NCBI's taxonomy places the organism in Eukaryota, Viridiplantae, Streptophyta, Magnoliopsida, Santalales, Ximeniaceae. Gene Ontology annotation, biological process: carbohydrate metabolic process. The record is from RefSeq and is a predicted model, not a curated record.